GUCUCUAUCAUUCGUUUAUCCCUUGAGUUCAGAUUCUUUAGCGCUAUCUUUUAGAUUCCGUCAGUGCUAAGAAAAAAAAAACUGUCAAUCCCUCCAUACUUUUAUUACCAACAUGGGAAAACAUAUAUGUACGGAAAUUAUACUAUUGUCGAUGUUCUUGAUUUUAGGAACAGCAUCAGCGCUAACUGACCAACAGAUUGAUGGAUUUUCUAAGUUUUUGGAUGAAUUGGUGAUAUGUAAGAAGAUUCCUGGAGGAACAGUUACUAUCGUUGAGAAUGGAAGUACCGUUUUUACGAAAGGUUUUGGUUAUUAUGACGUAGAGAAAACUAAACCAAUUAAAAACGAAACCAAAUUCUGUUUAGGGUCCCUUACCAAAGCGUUUACUAGUGCUGUUAUAGCCACAUUGCUCAGUGACCACAAAAGCUACACAUGGGAUACACCUAUCGCCCAGAUACUGGGACCAUCGUUUCGACUUGCCAAUGAUCUCUUGAGUAAGAACGUCAACUUUCGGGAUCUUCUGGCCCACAAGGUCGGCGUGCCCUCCAACUUUGGUGCUCUCCUGGUAGGCUUCCCGGAAAACUUGACAAGACAGCAAUUUAUUGAAAUGUUACCCUACCAGGAACCUAGCGAGCCCUUCAGGACUAAGUUCCUGUACAGUAACUACAUGUAUACUCUAGCCGCCUAUGUAGCAGAGAAGAUCAGUGGGAAAUCCUGGGAGGAGUUGGUCAGAGAAAUCUUGUUUCAACCUCUGGAAAUGGACGACAGCGGUUUUGUGACUGAGGUGAAGAACUUCAAUGGAUUCUCUCCUGCCUUUGUAUAUGUUGACGAAAAGCUAGAUUAUGUCGACAAAAAUUUGUUGUAUUCGGUAUCACCCAGUGGACCAGCAGGAUCCGUAUAUUCCACGGCAGAAGAUAUGUCAAAGUGGAUGAAUUUCCACCUUGGAAACGGUUCCACUUCUAAUGGAAGUGAACUCCUAACAGAUGCCUACUUCUCAGAGCUUCAUAAGGAACAAAUAAACUCGCCUUUUUCGGAGAACAACUUGUAUAAACCCAUCCAUCCAAUUUCAGACAUGACAAUAUCAUAUUGCCUUGGCUGGAUAUCAUCAGUAUAUAGGGGUUACCGAAAGCUAUGGCACUCGGGAGGCAUCGCUGGUUUUUCUUCCAUGUUAUGGUUGUUCCCUGAUCUGAAAUCUGGUGUUUUUGUUGCAUUGACGGGAGCUAAGGACAACCAACAUGCUCAGCCCAUUUAUGCCAUCGUUAGCCAAGCAGCCGAUCUGCUAUUAGGCGAAGAACCCUGGCUGAACCAAUCAACCGCGUGUUCUUUUCCCGCGCCUUGGAAAGAGGUCAAGCCGAUUCCACGUGGUACCAAUAAGAAACCAUAUCCUGAGCGCUAUUGGAACGUUACCGUGUCCCCUGAUGUAUAUGCCGGUUUGUACGGCCAUCUAGCAUUUGGAAACAUCACAAUUAAAGCAAAUAAAGAUGGAUUAUCGUUAACCUACGGACGAUUUGGUGAAAUGGUGUUGCUACCUGUCAAUAAAAACAUAUUUCUUGGAUAUUUCCUAAACAGCCUUUCAUUUGUGACUAACUCUGAUGGAAACACAAGACCAUUUAUGAUUGAAUUCAAAUUCAAUACUGAAGAAAUAGUUGAAAUUCUAGAAUAUCCAGUGGAUCUAAUGAGACCACAGAAAACCUCUUUCAUAAAGAUAGAUAAAUUAAGAAAUUUUAACCAAAGGGGUGUAUCUAAUUCACUGAAACCCGAAGCAGAAAUCAAAGGGUUCAGGACAGCUUUGUCAAUGGCUGCAGCAUGGUGCCUAUAUCAUUGACAUAAGGAAAGUUGCACAGCUCAUGUGCCAGUGAAAACAAAAACAACAACAAUAGCAAUUCCAAUAUGUCAUGUAAAUGUGAUUUAAUUGAAAAAAAAAAUUAUAAGGCAAUAAGUUUGAAUGUUAAAUAUGAAAUUCACAGUCAAUGGACAAUGCAAGAAAAUCAUUCUCUUAGUAUUUAGUAAUAUAAUUCACAUGAAGAUAAAGGAAAUAAAGAAGAUAAUA
This is a messenger RNA of Saccostrea cuccullata (small rock oyster), 2047 nucleotides long. RefSeq lists its product as uncharacterized. Bases 113 to 1822 code for a protein of 569 amino acids. The record is from RefSeq and is a predicted model, not a curated record. The transcript is spliced from 5 exons. NCBI's taxonomy places the organism in Eukaryota, Metazoa, Mollusca, Bivalvia, Ostreida, Ostreidae.